Sclerotinia sclerotiorum 1980 UF-70 is the source of this 3831-nucleotide messenger RNA. RefSeq lists its product as hypothetical. Bases 1 to 3831 code for a protein of 1276 amino acids. The record is from RefSeq and is a predicted model, not a curated record. Gene Ontology annotation, molecular function: calcium ion binding; protein binding. NCBI's taxonomy places the organism in Eukaryota, Fungi, Ascomycota, Leotiomycetes, Helotiales, Sclerotiniaceae. Gene Ontology annotation, biological process: endosomal transport; endocytosis. Gene Ontology annotation, cellular component: plasma membrane; cytoplasm. The transcript is spliced from 6 exons.
AUGGCAGAAGAUCCUACGGCACCAGCCUUAAAUUUGAGCCCGGAAGAAAAACGUGUCUUUGGGCAAUUGUUUCGACAGGCGGAUACGGAAAAUAUUGGAGUGGUGACGGGGGAAGUGGCUGUUAAAUUCUUUGAGAAGACGAGAUUGGAACCAAGGAUUUUGGGGGAGAUAUGGCAGAUUGCAGACAAGGAGAAUCGAGGACUUCUGACACCGGCGGGCUUUGGCAUUGUACUACGACUGAUUGGUCAUUAUCAAGCUGGGCGAGAUCCUACCCCUGAAUUAGCUUUGCGCCCUGGACCACUACCAAAAUUUGAUGGAGGUUUAGUUACUCCAACUCCUACAUUUCAGCCUCCUCCUGGGCCGCCUCCCGCUGCUCUACAACCUCAACCAAGCGGGUCUGGACCAAUUCGAGUUCCCCCUCUUUCCGCCGAGAAGUCGACACAAUAUGCUCAACUUUUUGAGAAAUCGGGUGCUCAAGGAGGCAUUCUCCCAGGUGAACAAGCUAAGCAGAUAUUCGAGCGCGCGGGUUUACCGAAUGAAAUACUAGGUAGGAUAUGGAAUUUGGCAGACACGGAACAACGAGGAGCUCUUACGUCUACGGAAUUUGUGAUUGCUAUGCAUCUACUAGCUUCCUUUAAAUCCGGUCAACUUCGAGCUUUACCAAAUAUUCUUCCUGCGGGUCUUUAUGAAGCUGCUGCACGGAGAGGACCUCCUAACCGUCAAUCUACUGGUAAUAACAUAUCGGCGAUGCCAAGACAAUUCAGUGGCCAGCAUGGAAGGGCCAAUAGUCCUUUAAGUCGACCCGCAUAUGCUACUCCUCAGCAGAUACCUCAGCCUACCGGUAGUGAAUGGGCUAUCAGUCCUGUGGAUAAGCAGAAAUUCGAUGGUAUAUAUCAUACCCUCGACAGAACCGGCAAGGGAUAUAUUACAGGAGAUGAGGCCGUGCCAUUCUUCUCGGAUUCCAAACUCCCAGAGGAGGUUUUAGCACAAAUUUGGGAUCUCGCGGACAUAAACUCAGCUGGUCAUUUGACCAUGGAUGAAUUUGCCGUCGCCAUGUACCUCAUUCGACAACAGCGAGCUGCCGAGGACUUGUUUGGGCUGGAUGCACUCUCAUCACCACCUGCGCCUGUUCAAGCACCACAAUCAACGGGAGGUUCUGCAUCUUUUGGUCCGAAUCGCCAAUUACUUGCUGAUCCUUUCGGAGCCAGCGCGCAACCUUUAGCACCAAGUUCGCCAGUUCAACAAUCUCCCCAGCAUACCGGAUCUGUCUUCAAGCCUUUCGUUCCAUCCUCCUCUUUCGGCCAUACCCUCACCGCACAUCUCACGGGAGGAUCAAACAAUUCUGCUCCUAAUCGAGCGUUUUCGCAACAACCAUCUGUCAGUGAGGAUCUUCUUGGUGAUAAUGAUCCAGAAAUCAGCAGCAAGUUAACUAACGAGACUACCGAGCUCGCAAAUUUGUCUAACCAGGUUGGCACGUUAUCGACACAGAUGCAGCAGGUACAGAGUCAGAGGAGUGCAACACAAAAUGAAUUAACCCAAGCCGAUUCACAGAAGCAACAAUUUGAGGCUCGUCUUGGUCAACUUCGAGCAUUGUAUGAGCAAGAAGUUAAAGACGUUCGAAGUUUGGAAGAGAGAUUGAAUGCUUCGCGUAAUGAGACUAAGAAGCUUCAAACAGAAAUGGCCAUGCUUGAAGCGACUUACACGGAUCUUCAAACACAACAUCGACAAAUUGUUACAGCACUGCAAGCAGAUCAACAGGAAAACGCUAGUUUGAAAGAGCGAAUGCGUGUCGUCAAUGCAGAAAUUACGCAAUUAAAGCCAGCACUUGAGAAAUUGAGGUCAGAUGCUCGUCAGCAGAAGGGUUUAGUUGCAAUCAACAAGAAGCAAUUAGCAACUAAUGAAAGUGAACGGGAUAAGUUAAAGGGUGAGGCUUCAGAUUUGACCAAAAGUAUUGAAGAAGAUACCGCAGCUCUUGCAGCAGCAGCUAGGGCUCGUAGCCAAAGCCCUGUUCAGGCUAGAGCACAAAGUCCUGCUUCAGUUGCAAGUCCUGCACCUUCUACCAUGAGUGCCAAUAACCCAUUCUUUAAACGCCAAGCAACCGGUGGAAGUAACACUGAUAUGGGCUCUGCUUUUGCUGCCUCGCCAGUGCAGCAAACUGAUCGUUCAUUCGAAAAUGUAUUUGGUCCAGCAUUUGGUUCUGCCUUACCACACCCAGAAACAGCAGCACCUCCUACUUCGUUCAAGCAAGAUCUACCAACCCGACCACAAACAAGCGGUGGCUUUUCUACCCCAUCUAUAACAGGUGAAGCACCUCCACCAAUGCCUGCAUCAAGACAAAUUAGCUCAAGUUUCUUGCCAUUUCCAACCCACGAUGAUUCUAUAAGCUCGUCGCGACAAGUUUCUGCACCCAACAGCAGAUUCGGAGAUAAUUCAAUUGGAGGUGAGACUCCAACAAACUACAUGGGAACCACUCCUACGGGUUCUUCUAUUACGAAUCAAGCUGAACCCGUUGUAACAGCCAGAGCAGUCUCCCCUGAUAUUGAUCGUCGCUCUACAGCAUCUCCUGCCGUCACCGAGUCAAAGGAUAGCAUUCCAGGAGCAUUCCCAGGUGAUGAUAAUUCUAACAUUGUUGCUACCCCUACCGGUGGUACUACCUUAAGUGAACAGGUUGCUGCAGAUCCAUUUGCGACGACUAAGGAGCCAGUACGUUCUGGUACAGCAAAGGAUGACUUUGAUGCAGCCUUUGCUGGAUUUGGUAAUUCUAGCAAGGCCCCAGAGCGCUCAAAUACAGGAAGCUCCGCUGAGCCCUCAGCAGCUACCGCAGCUCCAUCAGGAUUUGGUCAAGAGUUUCCUCCUAUCUCGGAAUUAGAGAAUGAUGAUGAAAGUGAUAGUGCUAGCGAGGGUGGAUUUGGUGGUGGCGGUUUUGACGAUGACUUCAACCCAGCUUCUCCUGCGCAGGUUAGGAAAGCCGCGGAGAGUCCUGCUCUUCCACACACUGCGGCUAGUACAACUGGAGGUGCAAAGGAGUUUUUGAAUGCAGCAACUCCUGCUGCUACUGCUGGUGGUGAUCCACCAACGCCUAACGCUCAAGCUUCACCACCUGCUUAUGAUAAAGCUGUUUCCCCAGCCGAUCAAGCACACUCGGAGGUUCAGCAAUAUUCUGGACUUCUUCCAUCUCGAGAAGUUCCAUCUCCCGAACAUCCUACAUCUUCUGCUACUGCGGCACCACAGACAUCUUCACAACCAGCUCCACCUGCUAAAGUUCCUUUUGAUGAUGACUUCGGUGACGAAUUCGAUGAUCUUGAGGACGCAAAAGAAGGUGAAGCUGAUGAUGAAUUUGCCAAUGCAGCUUCAUCUAUUCAUGAAUCAAGAAAUGGCCUAGAUGAUUUUAAUCCCAUGUUCGAUAGUCCUCCAGCAUCUAAACAUCAAGAUCAGUCGGGCAAUUCUUUUGGAGGUGAUGCCUCUGGAUUUGGAGAUUUUACCUCUUCUGCAAAACCAACGACGGCUGGGCCACCAGCUGUAAAUGAUAAUCAUGAUUGGGAUGCAAUUUUUGCCGGUUUGGAUGGACCAGGGGGUGAUGCGAGUGCUUCUGCGGCUCAGGGUAAUGGCAAUGGUACGACUUCAAACGAUAACUCUAUGGCUGGAGGGGCUCCAACUGGUGGUGACAGACCACAAGUUGGAAGAGCUCUUACCGAAGCUGGAGAACAUGACGAUCCGAUUUUGAAGAAUCUUACCGGGAUGGGGUAUAAGAGGAAUGAUGCUUUGGCUGCGUUGGAGAAAUAUGACUAUAACUUGGAGAGAGCAGCCAACUUUCUAGCGAGUCAAUCUUGA